AAGUUAAAAGAGUUCAUUAGGAUUUGGAUUGCCACAAAGGACGAAACCAAAAGUUGCGUGAACAGCUGCAACAGCUGCGUGGGCAGCGAAGUGGGCAGAGACGCCGGCAGAAGCAGCAGCAAUAACAAGCUUUUCGGUCUUUUUUCCAACAAUGGAAAUGCGAGAGGUUUUGAGUCGUGAGGGCAGGGAGGCGAAGAAUCUGCUAGUCUACCAGUUCUGCGAUGAGACAACUUCGAGUGGUGCUAGCGGUUCCGUGGGUGGAGGAGUUGGAGGAGGAGCAGGUGGCGAUGGAGGAGCAGCUGUUGGAAGCGGAGGCGUAAUCAUGAACGGGGACUGUUAUCGAAAGCCUCCCAUGGUGCCGCCAAAGUCACCUAGUGGAACACCAAAAAACUGCCAAUCGCCCACUUCACCGCGACUAAAAUCAACUGGAAGUUUGGGAGGAGGCGGUGGUGGAAGCAGUGGACCACGUGUGCGUAGCGCCUCCACAGGAAGAGACAAAAAAUCGGAGCUGCAAGCACGAUACUGGGCCUUGCUUUUCGGAAAUCUUCAGAGGGCUGUCAACGAAAUUUACCAAACAGUGGAGUGUUACGAAAACAUAUCCAGCUGCCAGGAGGCGAUUCUGGUGUUAGAGAACUAUGUGCGAGAUUUUAAGGCGCUAAGUGAGUGGUUCAAAGUAUCCUGGGACUAUGAAUCUCGGCCAUUGCAACAGCGACCUCAGAGCCUGGCUUGGGAAGUACGCAAAAGCAAUCCUACUCCCAGAGUUCGAACUAAAAGUCUUUGCAGCCCCAAUAACUCGGGUAAAUCGAGUCCAGCCUUGUUUCCGGGUUCUCAAUCCGGGAAAACCUCACCGUGCUGUGAUCAUGGACAGAUUUCACCCAAAAAACUUUUGCGUGCCUAUGACCAAGUGCCAAAGGGAGCAAUGCGUCUAAAUGUCAGAGAACUAUUUGCGGCCAGCAAGCGAGCUACUCAAGGAUCUUCGCAGUCGGAUAACAUGGAGGGUCCCCUCGACUUGAGUGGUGACAAAUCAAACUACGUACAGCUCAACACCCAGUAUUCCCAAACUGAUCUGGAGGACCCACACUUAACUCUAGCGGAUGUCAGGGAGAAAAUGCGUCGGGAGGCAGAGGAAAGAGAAGCUCAGGAGAAUAUUGAGCAAGUGGUUAAAGAAGAAGUAAACAUUCCAAUAGCUAAUGAAUGUACGGAGGAAAUUCCGAACAAACCACAGGAUCUUCCUCUGGAACACACUUUCAUAAAUGAAGAUAAAUUAAGCAAAGAAGAUUCUUUGAUAAAUGCAGCACAUGAACCAACAGCUCUAGAGAUGACUGUAGCUUCUCUGGAGUCCAUGGAGAACGCUCUACUUACCCAGCAGGCCAAUAAAGAGCCAACGCCACCUAGCACUGUUGUCAAACCUGUCGCAGAGCUGAUAAAAAAACCACAACCCUUAAAUCCAUUACUAUCCGCAAAUAUUGCUCAAAACAGUCCACUCAAGUAUUCCAGUGUGCUAAAUCGUCCAGCGAAGAAGAAUCCCCCAACUGCGGGAGCUACUAACAAGACGAUAGCAACCAAGCCUAUUAAUAUAAAGACAAAUCCUGCGCCACCAGUCAAUGGUUUGCGUCGCACCAAAACAGCUCCUCCCUCUGCCAAGACUACAAGAAGUGGAUUGCAGCCACCUCCUAGACCUUCCAGCAAAACCGAGUGCUAUGGUCCACCCAACAAUGUGGCCUCCAGAUUGUCUGCUCGCUCGCGAACAAUGCUGGAAAUAAAAGGGAAUACCAAAAGUACAAAUCCUUGUACCGGCGCCAGAACUAUGUCGAAGAGAGCGGGUCCAAGUUCCAUUUUAAGCACUGCCAGAAGAACUACCAUGAGUUCUAGAUUAAGUUCCAGGGAGGAUAUAGCCAGUUCAACAUCCACUCUAAAAGCUAGCAAUGAACAGCUUUCGAACUCAAGAAGCACUUUAAAGGCGGAGGAGCGACAGUGCGGACCAAAACAGAUUCAACUCCCUAUCGAUGCUAACGAUGGUUGGUUGACCGUGAAAAAUCGGAGGCGAAGCAGCAUGCAUUGGGCGAAUAGAUUCAAUCAGCCCACAGGCUAUGCCAGUUUGCCUACAUUGGCGUUGCUAAACGAACAGCAAAAAGAGCAAGAAAACAAAGAUAGGGAUAAAGGAGCAGGUGACAGCAAAGCUAACGGCAAAUCCAUUCCAGGAAAAACUGUUGGCUCAGCAGGAGAUGCUAAGGUUAAAGCAAAGACAACAUUAGCAAUUUCCCGACCGGAAAUCAAGAAUGCCAAGGCCAAGGUUAAUUCUUUCCCAGUGCAGAGAAAUACUACAAACCAAGUGAAGAAACCAGAGAAGCCAGAAGAGUCGGAGACAACUGAGAAGCCCGAGAAGGUAGCUCCAGCAUCUGUAAUCACAAGCAGCACUCGAAACAGCAGCAACAGUAGUUCCAUUGGGCGCACUUCCAUUAUCAAGAGACAGAAAUCUGAUCUUACAGGGCUGAAAAUGACGUCCUUGCACAAGGAGUACAUGAGGAGUGAGAAGAAUGCUCUAAGAAAGCUGCAGCAAAUAGAGCAGGGUAAUAAACCCAACAAGAGCAGCUCUUCAUCUGCAGAAACUGUAGUUGAAUCCAACAACGAUGACCACAACAAGAUCGACAUUAAGAUUCAGACGAACUGCGAGUUCUCCAAAACCAUUGGUGAGCUCUACGAAAGCAUUGCCCGUUGCAAGCUUCCCAAUGGAAGCUUAAAACCCAAUGCUGGCAUCCUGAGUGCCUGUGAUGAGAACGAGGAGCAAAAUACGGAUGACAACGAGGAAGAGCGCGAUGAAAGGAUUUUAGUAGAAGUACAGGAAUCUCUUGAACGACAGAUCAGAGAGCUGGAGCAAACGGAGAUCGAUGUGGAUACGGAAACGGAUGAGACGGACUGUGAAGUUCAGCUGGAAGAGCAGGACGAUGGAGUAGACGGAUUGGAACUGACCGGUGGUGAUGAUUCGGCUGUAUUUGUGACCAUGAGUGAUGAUGAAAAUGCCAGUUUGGAGUUGAGAUAUCAGGCAUUACUUUCUGAUAUGUCGUGGAACGAAAGAGCGGAGGCUUUGGCAACUCUGCAGGCGUAUGUAGCUAGACAUCCUGGAAGAGCUCAAGAGCUGCACCAGAAGUUAUCCUCGCCCUCCAGGCGUCGUUCUCUACAGGAAACGCUGAAAAAGUAUCAAGCAAAACAGGCGAGAGCCCAGCAGAAACGGAAUCUACUUCAGCAGGAAAAGGCAGCUAAACUUCAGCAACUGUUUUCAAGAGUGGAAGAUGUUAAGGCAGCUAAGAAUCAGAUUAUCGAAGACAAACCAAAAAUGCAAGGAAGACUUCAAAGGGCAGCUGAAAAUCGAGAACAAUAUCUCAAGCAAAUCAUUGAGAAGGCUCACGAUGAGGAGAAGAAACUUAAAGAAAUUAACUUUAUCAAAAACAUUGAAGCGCAAAACAAGCGAUUGGAUCUCCUGGAAUCUUCCAAGGAAACAGAAGGAAGACUACAAGACUUGGAGCAGGAAAGACAAAAGAGGGUUGAAGAAAAGCUGGCCAAAGAAGCUGCUGUGGAGAGGCGUCGCCAAGCUCUUGAAAAAGAACGGUUGCUAAAGCUUGAGAAGAUGAAUGAGACGCGACUCGAAAAGGAGCAAAGGAUUGGCAAGAUGCAGGAGCAGAAAGAGAAGCAGCGACAGGCCCUGGCCAGGGAAAAGGCGAGGGAUCGUGAGGAAAGACUUUUAGCCCUACAAGUUCAACAGCAACAAACAACGGAAGAAUUGCAGCGCAAGAUUCUUCAGAAGCAGCUGGAAUCUGCUCGCCGCCAUGAGGAGAAUAUCGAACAAAUCCGACAAAGGGCUGUGGAGCUAACUAUGCCCACCAGGCAGGCGGACGAAGGACGUGGAGAUCAGGAUGAUUCUGAAGACCUGUUAAAUGGAAAUGGCACGAGCACCACCAAUGAGGAUGGCGAUAUGUCUUCUACUCUUUCCGAAGUGGGUGGGAUUUCGGGUCAUUCGAGGAGCUACAAAAAGAAGAUGAAAAAGCUGAAGCAGAGAAUGAGUCAGUGCGCUGCCGAGUAUUUGGACAGUUUAGAGCCUUUGCCCCCCUAUUUGAAAAGGGAUAGUACAGUGCCCAAGCUGUUGAAUCUGGUGGUGAAGGGUGGCGGAGCCCAAGGAUUGGAUAGGAAUCUUGGAAAUCUAUUGCGAGUUAUACCCAAGGCUCAGGCUUUUGAUUUCCAGGCUUUCCUCUGCAUGGAUGGUUUGGGUAUAUUGGCCAACCAUGUCAUUAGCAAGGGCAUGGAGGAAAACUCCGAGAUCUCAAGAAAGUCCCUUCAUUUGGCUGUACAGCUUUAUAGGAAUGCCUGUUCGGUAUGCCCUCAGAUUGCUCGUCAUGCUCUUCUGGGCAAUUCCAUAACCGUUCUGUUCGAUGCCAUCAACAAGAGUUUCCAGUUACCCGAAGAAAAAUCACCACAACAUCCGGUCGAGUUGUCCACGGAGCUAAUGCUGGCCUGUACGGAGGCGCUGUCCUCGAGUUACGUGAAGAAGAACACCCACCCAAAGGUUCCGGAACGCCUGCCGGACAUGAUAAACCUCGCUGUGAUCACGGGCCUGAUUGAGCUUCUUUCCCGGCGCAUUCAGAAGGUGCGUGAGUCCAUUGAGGGUAACAAGAGCAUGAUGCUGGGUCUGCUGACCACCAUGGGCUUCCUGUCCAGAUUCAUUGAUGUUUGCCAGCCGGGUCCUGCCGAUCCGACACGUUUGCUGAGCGCUGCCAAGACCACGGAGCUGUUUGGAACCGUAUCGAUGCUCUACGGCAGUGUGAUGCCAAUAGGUGAAUGCAUUCCACCGCGCACGACCGCCUUGGCGGCAUCGACUUUUCAUCUUUACGUGUCCCUGGCCUCGCUGGAUGUGAACACUUUCCAGGAGGCCCUGACUGUGGAGGGUCCUUUGUCGCUGAAGCUGUUGGAUGUGAUGACCCUCAUCCUGAACUUGAGCGUGGCAAAUACUCAAUGGCUGAAGAACAACGAGAGCACACCAAUGCUGAUUGACCUAAUCGCCACGCUGGCCUUUUUCUGUGUCAAUAAUCGGAGGCAUCAGGAUCUGCUGAUAUCGGAACAGUUUGCGGUGAUCUUUAAGAACCUGGCCAAGAUGCCCAGCCAGUUUAAUCCUGUGAUUUAUCCGUUUUUGGUAACGGCUUCCUUUAACAAUGCUUCAGCUAGGGAGCUACUCUGCAAGGAUUUCGAUUUGCUGUUCAUAGACGAGUACAGCAAAUCGGAGAUGGCCCAAAGAAACAGCGUCAUUAAACUGAUACACAGUCGCACCAAAGACAAAAUCAGCCCCGGCAAUAACAGUAAGCCACAGACACAAGAUCAGUGCUAAGGAUAAAGAUAUAGCUGUACCCUUGGACAUGAAGUCUCAACUCUCAACGUGAUAUUAUUUUCAAAGAAAAUGAAAAAAGGAAAAGCUGAAAGAGAGCAAAACUCGAAACAUUCGCAAGGAGAUGAAACAAAAUGAAAAUGGAAAAUAAUCAAACAUCAAAAAAAGGAAAACACACAAAAUAUUUUUAAUAUAAUUUAUAUAACCUAUAAAUGUUAACUUAAACUAGUUUACUAAACACGCACUUCAUCUCACUCACUCUCACACAUUCGCUAAAACACAUUCACAACUCGCCUAGAUUUUAUAUCAGAAUAAAUAAAUAUAUAUUACAUA
Drosophila eugracilis is the source of this 5704-nucleotide messenger RNA. It is a transcript of the gene ssp3, whose product is annotated as S phase cyclin A-associated protein in the endoplasmic reticulum. NCBI's taxonomy places the organism in Eukaryota, Metazoa, Arthropoda, Insecta, Diptera, Drosophilidae. The record is from RefSeq and is a predicted model, not a curated record.